AUGUCGGAUUCUCGCAGGGGCACACCCCGGGUAUCUACCUCCUCCCAACGGCCAAUGGCCAGAUCAUGGCCCCUACCCGCGCCGCCAAGUGGAAGAUCGCCGAAAUCCUGCGGUACACCGGCUAGAUUGGCAGCCCGUAACGCAGCAGCUCAUGCUCUUCCGAACGCGCGUGUUACCCACCACUGCCCAAAAACCCCGGCGUCGCUGCCGGCGCCCCGCGCCUUAGAACCCUUCGUGUUGCAGAAUCUCUGUAGCCCACGGUACCCGCGGCACUCCGACGCCAACAACCAACUGCGUCGUUGGGCCAAGGGCGAGAACAAAGGAUCGGACCGACAACAGCCAACACGGCGGGUAGACGGAAGGGAAACGGGCGCGCUCCGUCCCGCCAGCACACCUCUCUCAGAGAGACAUAUGCCCGACCACCUCUCACCAACCAGCCCUGUCCUCAUGCAGCGUGCUCCCACAGCCCGCACCCCCAACCCGCCGAGCCACCCUUCCAACCGGGAUCGUCCAUCGUCAAUGCAUCAGACCGCCGGGAGUGGUUCGUGGUCCCGAGGGGCCGAUGUGACGCUGAGGGUGUUCAGCGGGCUCGGCAGGUGUGGUAUGGAAAGGGUGGUAAGGCUGUUCUAG
Molecule: messenger RNA, 630 nt
Organism: Chaetomium globosum CBS 148.51
Lineage: Eukaryota; Fungi; Ascomycota; Sordariomycetes; Sordariales; Chaetomiaceae
Exons: 2
Coding region: 1-630 (209 amino acids)
Source: RefSeq, a predicted model, not a curated record